UUCUUCGUGUCACUUCUACACUUUAUUGAAGUGUUGAAUCUUUCAACUGUUUUUCUUUAUAGUUGUGACACUCCUGAUUGUAUUCUUAUAUUUUGUUAUUGAUGUGUACAAUGUCCGCUUUGCUGCUGCUUCGCGAACGUAACUCGUUGGUUUGACCCAGGCCUCGCUAGUUGCCAAUGUGCUGAAUAGAUAGCUUCCGCGCAGCAAAAACAACGUCUGCCUCCGACCGGAACGGCACCAGUCGUCGAGUCGUGGGCCACGAGUACCCUUCACAACGGUGCGUCACCUAUUCUUCUUUUCGUUGCAGGACACCAGCAUUCACUCUCCUGUAAUAGUGUGAAUCAGGACUAGCUUGUCGUUGCGUGGGCUCUAUCCGUAUCUCCCCACCCAUAUCUUGCUGCUGUUCUCUGGACAAGCCAGUCACCUCGUUUGUUUUGGCUACCAUUGUGUUCGAACUCUUGGAAAAAGUAUAGCCAAGUAAGUUCCAGAGACUCGGUGGGCUGUUUGACACUGCCCUAGUUGUCACCAACUCUCUGUCCAAAAUGUCUUCCUCCUCGAACACGUCAGAAGAAGAAGGAAAUCAACGGACGAUGGGAACUGAGCCACCCAAGAAUACGCCUCCGUAUAUUCCGGUGGCGGAUUCCAAAGACCAACGACCGACGCUUACUGGACAGGCAUUGGAUGGGAAUCAUCAACAGGUACAGACAGGGCUGCAAGCUGCAGGGACAAAUGUCACUCCAGUACAGCCUGAUGCCAACAAUAGCUUGACACAGCCUGUUGCAAACCAGCCGCAGCCUGUUGAUCAGCAGCACAGCCAUAUUGGACAAUCGGUCAACACUGGUGACUUCAGAGGAGUUAGCUGUGGUACUGAGGGUGGUCAAGGAUCAUCAAUAGUGGAGUCACCAGUGGAGUCACCAGUUGGUAUCCCACCACAUCCGCAACCAACCGUUAGUACUAUGACAUCACCGAACAGUGUCCCAGAACUGCUUGACACGAUGGCUAGCUGUAACCAUCCUGCGGAAAUGCAUGCCGGCCGUCCAGAGACCCCAGUGAACCAUCUAGAACAAGGCAAAGAUUAUCAAUCAGAUAACCUGUCUGAACCUCCAUCGCCAUUGCUUGACGCACAUCCCAGACAUCAGUGUCAUUGGCAUGUGAAUAACGGUCAAGAGUUAUGUGGGGUGACUUUCUCUGAUGUCACCGAACUAGCUGAGCACAUAAGCAACGUUCAUCUCCAACAGCAGGACAAUAAUGAACAUGUCGCACAGGAGGGUGGUAAUAUCCACUUCUGUCACUGGGACCAGUGUGAACACACCAAAGGGUUCAGGUCCAAAAAUAUACUUGUCAAACAUAUACGAGUUCAUACAGGUGAGCGCCCCUUUGUCUGCAAUCAUCCAUCUUGUCAUCCAAGGAAAUCCUUCGCACUUUCCGAAAACCUGAGGAGACAUUACCUGGUCCAUUCAGGGGAAAAAUCGUUUCCUUGCCUGUACCCGGAAUGUACGAAAACAUUCGCCGACUCCCAGGUUCGAAUUAGGCACAUGGCCAUCGUUCACACAGAGGAUAAACCCCACGUAUGCAAGAAACCGGGAUGUACGAAGCGGUUUAGGUAUCCGAACUCGCUUAGAAUGCACUCACUCAAGCGGCAUGGCGUUGAAAAUGCAGCCAAUGACGACAACACAAAGCCAGCAGCGCCAGCGGAAGCAGAAGCAGCAUGAGCAACAGGGCAGCCUACCUACAGCCUAUCAGAACUGACUCAGAACAGACGGCUUGUUCAGCAGCAACAUACUCACUUCCCAUACCCGCCAGCACAUUAGCGGAUGGAACAACAGCCUCAUGGUCAACAUCCACAACAGCAACCCCAGAGAGGCAAUUAUAACCAGUAUCAGCUGCAGCAGCAGCAGAGGCAGUCGCAACAUCAAUAUCAGUACAUGUAUUCACUAUCAGUAGUCCCAAAAACAAUCCCACUCGCCGCCAGCAGCUGCCAAUGCCGCCACGCACAGCACACACACACACAUAUGCGCACACACACGCGCGCACGCACACACAGCAGCAACAGUCAUCUUCGGUGUCUUGCACACAGCAGCACAAGGUGAUUAUUGUCAAUAUGUAGCUAAUCGGCCCUAGUUUGAGGGGGUUCAAUGAUUCUCAUUACCGUAUCUUAUAUUCAAAUAGGAGCUAUGGAAUGUACAGCUGCCAUUUUUAUACUCAAUUAAAGUCAUUUCUGCAUCUUGUCUUCGCUAACAAUGAAAGGCCAGCUUGGAGGUUCUGGCCAUGUAGCGGCAGUAGAAUUAUUGCAGCGGAACUUCCUCAUCCGCACUGCCUUCUGUCUUCGUUCUGCCUGCUUACUGCUGGGAUCGAAUAUCUCUCCGUUUGUUCCGUUACCGUAGAUUUGUUACUGUCUUUUCCUGAUACGAUCCCUCUCUCUCUCCUUCCAUUUAUAGAAUGAUGGUGAAUGGCCCCAAGCCAUUUACCGCUUCUUACUAAUUCACUUUCUCGGCACAUCUGUUACGUGUAUUCCGUAGAAUUGUGCCAUUACUAGUACUGCCCUAGCAGAUUCUACAACUGUUGAAGAAAGUCUCGUCUUAGGCACCAAGUCUUCAACACUCGUACGUUAUAUGUUUUUAAUAAUGAAAUGGCUCACAGCCUCACAGUA
Molecule: messenger RNA, 2650 nt
Organism: Sycon ciliatum
Lineage: Eukaryota; Metazoa; Porifera; Calcarea; Leucosolenida; Sycettidae
Product: pair-rule protein odd-paired-like
Exons: 2
Coding region: 543-1712 (389 amino acids)
Biological process (GO): regulation of transcription by RNA polymerase II
Cellular component (GO): nucleus
Molecular function (GO): RNA polymerase II cis-regulatory region sequence-specific DNA binding; DNA-binding transcription factor activity, RNA polymerase II-specific
Source: RefSeq, a predicted model, not a curated record